AGCUAAGCGAAGAAGCUAACACCCUGCCCUGUCCAUCAUCGCCCACGAAUCUCCUGCAGACUCCUCAAUUGUAUCCCUUCAUCUCCAGCAACGCAUGAGAAUACCUCUAUGCCCUGUCCAUCGCCGGCAUGCUUGAGCAGCAGACACAGACAGCUUCAGGUGAAGUGCCUGCUGCCGUCCUUCCCAGCCUCAACACUCCGAGGGCGUCACGUCAGCUCCUGUUGUGAAUCGGGUCCGAGCCCCGCCGGACCUUCCACUUGCUCGUCUGCGCCGCGCCAACGGCCGUCGCCGUGACGAGCCGCUUCCCUGUCCAAGAGCUGCCGCCGCCGCCGCCGCCUGCCGCGGGUGCCUCUGCUGGCGUCGGCGCCCGAUCACGGCCGAGGACCACGUCCUCUCUCCUCAGGCCGCUCACCACGGCAGCAGGGUGUGCCGCCAGGAGGCAGACAAAGGCCGAUAUGGCGAACAGCCUUGACCACCUUCUUGCGCUCGCCAUGCUGCUGCUGCUGCUGCCGCCGCUCAGCUGGAGACAUGCAGCUUGUGCUGCCUGCUGCUGUGCUUUGGCUCUAGCGGCUUGGUUGAUGCAGUACAAUCAUCAGUCACAGCACUGUCCUGUCUGUAGAUAUAGCACAACAACCCCAAGGCCACGCCGGGUCCCAAAGCACAACAAAGGGGCAAGGGACGGCACGACAUGUCUAAGGCUGCUCAUAGAAGGUUCUGAGACCCUGACAGGUACAUUUUGCAAAAGCCAUUGGAGGACUGGAUGGCCAUGUAGGGCACAACCAGAGCACCAGCAAAGAACCAACCAAGCCCUUGCUUUAGACCUCUGUUUGUUGCCAUCUGCGCCAUCUGCCUUUACCUAUUACUACUGUCUUCAGUAAAAAAAAACAACCAACAAACAAACAAACAAACAAAACUGAAGCAUUCAUGCAUAGGUAGAGAGUAGAGGCUGUGGUAGCCAGCAGACACCAGUACAACCCAAGUCUUUGCGCUUUUGUAUGCUUUCCAUUCCAUCUCUUGCGCUUGCCCUUCUUGCAAGAAGCACCCUUUUCGCUUUGAAUCUUCCAAGGCCACCAAAGCUACCCAUUCAAACUUAAAGGACCUGCACCGAGUUUCAAUAGCUUCUUUCUUUCCUCACGUUUCUCCAUGUAAGAUGAUACGCUAACACCCAAUGCUUUGCCUGCUUUGGCGCAGAACGCAGAGAGAGAGAGAGGGUGAAUCUUAAAGCAAGUUUUAGGGAUCCAACGGGUGUGGUUUCUUGGUCAUGGUCCAAGGAUGACAUUUUUAUCAGAGUGCCAAAGUUGAAAGAUAAGGGGGGGAAAACAGAAACUAACGUCUUUUAAAGUAAAGAUAGGGACAGCUUACCUGCAAAUAUACUGAUUUAUUGAGUGCCGAGCACUUAGAUGCAGAAAACAAGUAGAUGAAUAGCUAUAAAUUGAUGCAAGAUUAUGAUAAGAUCCCAAUAUAUUCCCUGCUUGUGAAGUGGGCAAGGGAGCCCACAAGAUCGCCCUAGCUGCAAAAGGAAAGGAGGAAAAAAUUAAAGGUGGGUGGAGGAAUGAAUUUUCCAUGAUUUGGCCGGCCUUUUCUUUGGACAGAUUCCUAAAGUGCUAAUUCAGUUAUCUUAUUUUGAAAGGUAAAAGAUUUCCACAUUCAUGUCUUGCUAAAGGACCAAUAAACUAACAAUCAACAGGCUUUCGUCUAGGUCUCUAGGACGGCAAGUUAGUUACACACAAAAAAUUGGGAUCCUAUUAUACAAAAGAGCAAUCAUAUCAUGCUAGUUAUGGAACAAAAUUAGGUCUACAGAUCCUAGGUCAUAAAAGGCAAUGGAAAGCAACAAAUUCAGAUUUACUUCUCUGCUAAGGAAUAGGUAAUGCAACAUUGGCCAGAGUUAGUGAGUUAUUACCAGAUAAAAAGAGCCAUGAUCUUAAAGCAGAUAACAUGUUGAUCCGAUCACAGUAAUGAUGGUGCCCUGAUUAAAGUAACAUCACAGCUGAUUCCAAAUGGCAUGGUUAUUUUUCUCUUGGUCAUAGUUACUUGCAAAGUUAUGUUAUAUGCUAGUAAAGACGUACUAGUACAGAACAAACCAACUUUUACCAAAGAUUGCAUUGGAGCUAAGGCAUGUCCUUUUACUUCUCUUUAAUCUGAGCUGUUAAGACAUAAUGCUUGCAUUCACUAACUACCCAUAAUUUAAUCUGAAACAGAUUUUGUAAAAUUGAUAGUGCAGCAACUUAGAGCGUUUCAUCUAAUCUACUUAGAAAAAUGACAAAAAAUUUAAUCUGAAACGGAUUGUGUAAAAUUGAUAGUGCAACAACUUAGAGCAUGUCAUCUAAUCUACUUAGAAAAAUGACUCGUACGGCACUUAAUUGCUCACAACUGCAUAUGGAGACACGUCCGUGGUCCACAUAUGAUCAAUAUUUUGCAGGACAUUAGAGAUGAGGCUAACCCAUGGUGCAUGGUGGGUCCAAAUGCCUUAAAAGCAUUUGACCAUGAUUCUGUUAUUAGGUCAUUGAUUGAGGUUUUUUGGCAUUUUCUCUUGUUCUUUGGACCUUUGCGCUAAUGGGCAUGUAUGAGUAUUCUGUCUCUUUUCUUCUUAAUUAAAAUGACACCCAGAUCUCCUGCAUGAUCAAGAAAAAAGAAUCGUCCAUAUCCAUCUUCGUAAUUGAUACAAGAAAAUUUGCAAAUUAUGGUGAAAAGCAUCAGUUGUUACUGUGAACAAAGUAGCCCUACAUUCUUUUUUAACGUAAAAAGAAGCCCAACAUUCAAUUCUCAGAUUUCCAAGAUAUGCUUUGUAUUCCCAUGAAAAUAGGUAUUCUUACUCAUAAGUAGCUUAAUCGAAGACAACUGCAUAGUUGCUUGAAGUCCUACAAAUGGAUCGAUAAUUUUUGUCUCUAUUCUCUAUACCUUAUUGAAGUGCAUUUGUCCUGAUGCUAUUUUCAGUCUAAAAGAGUAGUUUAGACUGAGAACCGUACCGCCUUAAGUACGCCACUGAAAAAUUGUAGCUGGUGGGCAAACAGAAAGAUGUUCAACAAAAGGUAAAGGUGAAAGAGAAAGUACAACAUGUUCAAAUGAACCUUCAUACCCUUGCUUCGGUGAAAAGCGAGCGGUCUGUUCGGACUAGACUUGUCCACACCUGCAAAAAUGCCACCAGAUCACCUGAUAAAAUCAUAUGAUUUUCAAUUGGGGUUAAAACCGUUUUUGUGAUGUUUCUAUGCCUUGACAAAGAGAAUCUGCAAACUUCAGUGACUCUUGUAACAAAAUGUUACCACUAAGUGAUCGCAAGAAAAAACAGAAUAUUUCAGGCAGGAAACAAGCCCAGAUCAAGAGAUUCCUUCUUGGCGUUUGAAAUGGAAGCAGCGAGCGCACGGGGAUUGUGAAGCAAAGCAGUGGUUUGCCCUGGAGCAUCUCCACUGCACGUCCCUGUGUGAUGCCAAUUUCUUGCUCCAUUUAUGCCAGAGAAGAAGCGACGGCCGAAGAAGCCACACCACGCUUUCGCCCUGCCCUAAAAGUCAUGGCUACUCGGCUAGGCAUUCCGUCGAGCAGAUGGGCAGCGCCCUGUAUCAACAGAGGCGCACGACGCAGGGGCGGCAAUUUGCAUCGGCGAGGCUGCGGCGGUGCGGCCUGGGAACAACCGAAGCGAAUGGAACUGGGAUCGGAGUGAUGGAUAGCAAUAUAGCAUCGGUGUAGAUUCCUGUGGCGAGGAAUUUGCGUGGGAUUUUCGGAAAUGCAGAAGCCUGACUGGACAGGGCCUGCUGCAGAGCAAACGCCUUUUUUGGGCGGAAGAACCGCACCGCAGCACAAAAAAAAGCCCUCUGCAUCCACCCGUCCACGUGUCCGAUUCCGAUCUGACGGACCGGAUGGAAGCACCGGAACUGACGGCCCCGCCGGGCGCCGGUCACUGAGAGUGGCAAAGUAGCAAUUUUUUCGACUGCGAGACGACACCGGGAAGAGAGAGGAGCCGCCCGCCGCCGCCUCAGGCCUCAGUCCAGACCCCUCGUCUCACUCGCUCCGCCGCUGGCGAUUGGUGAAGAGAGCUCCGAGGUGGGCUCUACUCGUCGCGGUUCUCGCGAGGUCCGCCGAUCCGCGCCCCGCUCUGGAUCUCUGGCUGAUUUGUUGUUCUGCAAGGGUGUGGUAUGGCACGAAACUUGACUGAGAACAGGACCAGAAAUACACUAAUUGUGAUUGUGGUUUUUGGCCUCUGUUCCUUCUUCUAUCUCUUGGGUGCUUGGCAGAAAAGUGGUUCUGGAGGAGGAGACAGAAUACAGAAUUGGGUCAAUGAGCAGACCAAAUGUGCACAACUUCCAAAUCUGAGUUUUGAGACCCAUCAUAGUGCAUCCAACCUUCCAAAUGAUACUGGUAGUUCCAAAAUCGAACCUUUCAAACCAUGUGAUGAGCAGUACACUGAUUACACUCCUUGUGAGGAGCAAAAGCGUGCGAUGACCUUCCCUAGAGAUAACAUGAUCUAUCGGGAGAGGCAUUGUCCACCGGAUAAGGAGAAGCUUUAUUGCCUGAUCCCAGCACCAAAGGGUUAUGUUGCUCCUUUUCGAUGGCCAAAGGGCCGUGAUUUUGUUCCUUAUGCCAAUGUACCACACAAGAGCCUUACUGUUGAGAAGGCUAUCCAGAACUGGGUGCACUAUGAGGGCAAUGUUUUCAGGUUUCCUGGUGGUGGAACACAGUUUCCUCAGGGUGCAGAUAAAUAUAUAGAGCAGCUUGCUUCUGUCAUCCCGAUAGCUGAAGGGAAAGUGAGAACUGCACUGGAUACUGGUUGUGGGGUUGCGAGUUUGGGUGCUUACCUGUUGAAUAAAAAUGUUUUGACCAUGUCAUUUGCACCACGGGAUAAUCAUGAGGCACAAGUACAGUUUGCAUUGGAGAGAGGUGUCCCUGCAUAUAUUGGUGUCCUCGGAUCAAUAAAGCUGCCAUUUCCAUCUCGUGUUUUUGACAUGGCCCAUUGCUCGAGAUGUUUAAUUCCAUGGAGUGGAAAUGAUGGUAUGUACAUGAUGGAAGUUGACAGAGUACUAAGGCCUGGUGGAUUUUGGGUGCUAUCAGGCCCACCCAUUGGCUGGAAGAUUCACUAUAAAGGGUGGCAACGUUCAAAGGAAGAUCUUCGGAAUGAGCAAAGAAAAAUAGAACACUUCGCACAACUUCUUUGUUGGAAGAAGGUAUCUGAGAAGGAUGGUAUCGCCAUAUGGACAAAGAGGUUAAAUGACAAGUCUUGCUCCAUGAAACAAGAUAAUCCAAAUGGUGGUAAAUGUGAUUUGACAAGCGACAGUGAUGUGUGGUACAAGAAGAUGGAAGUUUGUAUGACCCCCCUACCCGAGGUUAAUAGUGUAGAUGAGGUUGCCGGUGGUCAACUAGAGCCUUUUCCCAAGAGGCUUUAUGCAGUACCUCCUCGUAUAACCGAUGGCUCUGUGCCUGGUUUCUCAGUUGAGUCAUAUGAAGAGGACAAUAACCUUUGGCGGAAACAUGUUAAGGCUUACAAGAAAAUCAAUAACUUGCUUGAUACUGGAAGAUAUCGCAAUAUAAUGGAUAUGAAUGCUGGUCUCGGUAGCUUUGCUGCUGCACUAGAAUCUCCAAAAGUAUGGGUCAUGAAUGUCAUUCCAACAAUUGCAAAUACUUCCACUUUAGGUGUAAUCUACGAGCGUGGAUUAAUAGGAAUGUAUCAUGACUGGUGUGAAGGAUUUUCUACUUAUCCAAGGACAUAUGACCUCAUACAUUCUAAUGAUAUCUUCAGCUUGUACCAAAACAAGUGCCAAUUUGAAGAUAUACUCCUGGAAAUGGACAGAAUCUUACGCCCAGAGGGUGCAAUCAUAAUUCGUGACAAGGUUGAUGUUCUUGUAAAAGUGGAGAAGAUAGCCAAUGCCAUGAGGUGGAAGACAAGAUUGGCUGAUCAUGAGGGUGGCCCUCAUGUACCUGAGAAGAUACUCUUCGCGGUCAAGCAAUACUGGACUGCUGAAAAAACAAGCAGCUAACGUUGUUCAUUUUCAUUUUUUUCUCCAGUCACAGCUAACUUGCCCCCUGGCUGUGUUUAUUGGAAAAAUUUCUGUCGAUUAUACAGCCCAUGUUUGUUACUGAAAAUAUAAAACAACCCCCUUGAGGGGGAGUAAAUUAUGUGGGAUUUAGCUGUGAACUUGGGAUUUGAUUAUUCCACUGGUGCCGAGACGCAGAAGACAUGCCAAAAGGAUCAAUUGGCAUUGUACUAGUGACUCAUAUCUGAUCAGACAGAUGCAACUGCUUAUAGUUGGAACCCUGCAGCAGUCCGUCAGGAAGUUAUGAACUAGCAGUGAACUUAUAGUUUUGUAUAGGACUCCUUUGCCCCUCCACUCACUUUUUUUUUGUUGUAUCUCAGAAUUUCAUCAACUGGAUUGUAUCUCAACCCAUAAGGUCUUCCUAUCCUAUUUUAUUUUAAUUGACAAACAUUUUGGGCC
Zea mays is the source of this 6419-nucleotide messenger RNA. RefSeq lists its product as uncharacterized. Gene Ontology annotation, cellular component: endosome; trans-Golgi network; cytoplasm. The transcript has 7 exons. NCBI's taxonomy places the organism in Eukaryota, Viridiplantae, Streptophyta, Magnoliopsida, Poales, Poaceae. Bases 4128 to 5963 code for a protein of 611 amino acids. Gene Ontology annotation, molecular function: methyltransferase activity. The record is from RefSeq and is marked validated.